CACGUUUGCUCAAAGUUUAAACUUCAAAAUCUUAAUGCAAUUCUAAUAAUUAUGUAUUAAAUUACGUGUACAGUAAAAUAUCCGUGUUGGUUUAUUGUUAUUAUUUUCAUUAAUGUAUAAAUUAAUAAUAUUUUUUUUAAAUAUCUGUUAGAAUGCAUGAUUCAAACCAAUGCCUACAUUAUAGGUAGCAAAUUGCAGGUAUUAUUUUGUUUUUUUAAAUUCUUAUUUUGUAUAUUAUGCUGAAUUUCUAAAUUGUAACGAGCAGUGACUAAUAGAAUAAAACAAUUAAUUUUAAUGAUAGUAUUAUAAUAUUAUGUUGAAAUUAUGAAUAUUAUUGUUAAAUAAUUCUCUGUAUUUAGUACUUGGUUAUCAUGUAGGUAAAAUAAUAUUCAAGAUAAAUUAUAUUAUAAUAAUAUUAUUGAGUUUAGUACUAAAAAUAUAUUGUGUACCUAUAUAUCUCAAUUAUAUAAUCAUUGUAAUUAAUUAUUGGUCGAUUUAUUUAUUUUGAAUUAAAUAUGUUUUUGUUAAGUACUUGUGUACUUAUUUAAUUGUAAUGGAUUAUCAAAUAAUAAUAACUUAACAUUGGUAAUAAAUUAAAUAUAAGUAUCAAAAAUCGUUCUACAUAUUUAUUAUAUGUAAGUACCUACCUACUUAUUUAAAAUAUUAUUUAUCAUUAUAGGUGUAAUAUUACAUUGAAUACAUUUAGAGUAACAUAAUAUAUACAGUGUAAUUGCUCAAUUUUUCAUUGUUAUUCUUAUAUUUUUAAAAAAUAUAUCAAUUCAUGUGUUGAAUGUAUGAGGUUUUAUAUGAAUAAACAACCGACAUGGAGAAAUAUUUAAAUUAAAAAUUACAUUUUUUCAUGUUUAUCAUUUUUUAAAGUGAAUACAUUUUAUUUGUUACUAUUUUUUUUUUUUUUUAAUACUUAGGUAUUAAUAAUAUUCAUAAUAAAUUAUAUGACUGUUGACAUUGUGAAAUAGCUGUUUUAAGUUACAUUUAAAAAGUUUAUUUAAUACCUUUUAAAGUGAUUAGGUUUUAGGUUCUAUUUAUUAUGAGCUUAUUUAAACAAAAUCACUCGAUCACUGUACUCCCUCAGAUUGUUUUAAUGAAAAAUAACCUGUUGAUUUGUUGUACAAAAUUAUGUCUGGUAGGUAACAGGAAAAAAAAAAAAUGCAUUUUACAAGGAAAACUAUAUUUAAUAAUUAUUAUUGUAUGGGGUACCAAUAAAAACAUAAAACAUUGUAAAAGUGCAAAGAAACACGGGGACCUCAGGAAUGAUACCAAGUACAGAUCACCAAUAAUUUAUAACAAACAAGCCACAAAAGAAGCAAUUUUGAAUUAUUUAACACAAUACACAUAAUAUCUGAACUUAAAAGACUAUAACAUUGAAACUAAGUUAGUUUGCUCAAUUCUGACUUCACCAUUGCUAUUAACUCGGUAAUAUAUAUAAUAUUUUGUAAUAAUAAAAAAAAAAAAAUUUGCAUGGACCAGUAACUAGAUUUAUACCCAUAAAAUAAAUAAUAUUAUUAUUAUGCAUAUUAGCAAAAAGUAGCACUAAAAAUCUAGAAUGCUUUAAAAUAUUCAUUAAAUAGCAAUAUCAAAUGUAUGGUAGUAAUUAUUAGUUCACUUGAUUUAAGAUAAUUUUGUUGGAUAUCCCUUCUUGCUGCUGCACUUCUACAUUCUGCAUUGAAACAUUUCCUUGGCUUUUUUUAAAUGUACAGUGUGCUGUGUAUUUUUCGUGGCUUUAAUAAUUGUAUAUCUAACUAACUUCCAACACCAUUCAAAAUUACAAGGUGUAGGUACUAUUCAAAAAUCAAAAAAUGGUUCAAGAAGUUCAGAGAAGUCUGUGUAUGACCAUAGUUGGCCACUAUUAGAUUUUAACGUGAUAGCAAAAUUUGCUAUGAAAAUCGAAUAUUUGCAUCAGUAAUUGAGAAGGGAACCGUAGCCCUACGACGGCUUAUUGCCAGCGUUACUACGAACAUUUGCCGACCGAUUUCAUAUUUAUUGUAUUUCAAUUUUAGCUGUAAAACUGCCCAAAUAUCUAUAAUUAGUUUGUUUUUAUUAUGUUCCGUUGUUAUGAUAUUAGAUUCUAAGUUGAUUGAUGAAGCUUAUGGUUUUAAAACUGAUGUUUAUUUAUUUUUUUUAUCUGUGGACAACUUUUUUUUACUAGAAGUGUUGCUCCAAUUUUUUAGUGUAGCACCUUUUUUGAAAGAAAAUCGUACUGUGAAGGUACUUUGAAGGGAUCAUUUUUUGAUUUUCUUAAGAGUUUUCUCAACAAACGCGAUAAACCGAAAAUAAACUGAGGAAAAAUGUGAAAAUAUAUGGAAUGUAUAUUGUAUGGUAUUAGUUGAAAAAACAUUACAGUCUUUUUUUUCCUGUGAGCAACUUUUCUCUAAGUAAUUUUGCUUCGAUUUACAAUGAUAGCACUUUUUCUAAAAGGAAAUCUCACUGGGGAGGUACCUUAGGGAAGCCAUUUAUUGAUUUUCUUACUAGUUUUCCCAAUAAAUGGGAAAAUAGGUACAAUAUUAAACAAUUAUUAUUAAUGAAAAUAUAUAAUGCCUAUGCAAUUAUUUUGUUAUGUAUAUUUUUGAUAAAGCAACUACUGUAUUAAAUAAUAAUAAUAAUAAUAACUACACUUUCAACUGAAUUCUGUCUAGAAUCCUUUUUUUCGUUUAUCUUUGCCUACAGAUAUACAUUAAAUUUUCACUCUACUAUCUUUCCAUCUUCUCACCUACAAUAGUGGCUGCACUCAAUUGCGAUUUUGCCCAGCUUUUUAAGGUUAAGGGGUACAGAUAUACUUAAAGAAGCAAGAUACUCUGACAUCUUCUAGUUUUUAAAAUUGGAUUUUUCUAUUGUUUAAAAGACAAUUCUUUUUGCAGGAAUUUCCAAUUCUCAUUAAUUCUCAUUAAUAGCUUACUUAUUUUGAAUACAGUUAAAUAAUGGAUAUAAAGAGCCAUAGUUUAGGUUUUGAUACUUUGAUUAUACAAAUCAUGGAUAGUUAUAAAAAUAGUUUAACUUUCCACUGAUUUACUUUUUUAUAUUAUAAUUUAUAUUUGUAUGCAAAUUUAUACUUACCCUCCUCUGGAGGCAUAUGAUAUAACUUGUUUAGUGAUUCCGGGUCCCAAUCUCUUACUGGUGGGUAAUUCUAGUAAUAAUAUGGUAUUGUUUCUGUAGGUGGGAGGGAAUCAGAAUAUUCCCAUGUUACCUCUACCUGGUGCAUGAGGUGACAAAUGGUCUUGUGUUAGGUCGAAAACCGGUGUAAAAUUAUAUCAAAUACUUGGUGUGAGGAUUUAUAAAUGUUGAUUUAGCCCCUUCUCAGAUGUGUGUUAGGACAACAAGUGAGGUGCUAUGAUGCGUGCUGUUUGCAGAUGAUAUAAUUUUGAUAGGAGGACGUGUGAAAGAAGUUAAAAAUUGGCUUGAAGAAUGGAGAGUGGAAGUUGAAGAAAAGAGACUGAGUAAAAGUAAGUAAAAGUAAAACAGGAUAUAAGUUUGGAGGAAUAAAACAAGACAACUAACAAUAGUAAGAGAUUAUAGGCAAGGUUGAUAGUUUUAAGUACCUACUUAGGAUCUUUUGUAGAAAAUCGGUGGCUUUCAUGGGAAAGUAUAACAAAGGAUUAGGUAUGGUUGGAUAAAGUGGAGAAAAGUGUCAGGUGUUUUAUGUGACAAGCGAGUUUCAAUGAGACUGGAAGUAAUGUUCUACAAAAAUGUGGUGAGACUAAUUAUGUUUUAUAGUUCGGAGUGUAAGGUAAAAGUCUGAAAAGUAAAACAGAGAAUGAGUAGGGAAUCGGGUCAAUUGAAAGUUAAGGACGAAGGUGGCUUACUUAAUAAUAAAAUAAUCCCAAAUAAUUUGGAUGAAACCGAAAAAGAAGAUGACAUUUUAUAUUAACUAACAUUAAAACGAUCGAAGGUACUAUGAUACAGAUAAUCGAACAAAAAAACUAAAUUGUUCGUCUUCAAUUUGUAACUAAGUUAGUACAACUAAUCAAUUAACGAAACGAAUAUUUAAAGGUGUUAAUUUUUCAAUGCAUUGUGUUUAACAAAGUUUCAAUAAAAAAAAAAAAAAUAUUAAAAAAAGUGUUCGCUGCUCCCUAUUGGAUAAUUUUGUGUACGUUUCCUUGGCAAACAACUUAUUUUGAUUUGAACAUAGUAUCUGAUUAUAUCUAGUGUAUCUAGUGUACUUACCUAUACAUUGUUUCGAACAAUAUUAUUAUUUGUGGUCUACAUUAAAUAUUGCAAACAUGGACGUGAAGCAUACCUAUUUUAUUCGUGUCUAAUUCUGAUGAAGUAUAAGUAAAUACGACGGCCACACAUCACAGUAGUUCUUCGAUCUCAAUUAGAAAACCGCCCGAUUCUGAUUUCCUAUACGAAAUUUACAAUGUUCUCCUAUUAUUACGAAAAGUGCUUUGCAUUCCAAAAAGUAACACAUAAUUAAAUUUGAAAUGCUACAAAGAAUGCUCUUAUGAAUUUGUUCAUUGAAGUAAGUAUUCAAGUUUAAAAUCUGAAGUGAAUUUGAAAAUUGAAAAAAUGGUAGGUACUAGUAGUUUAGAAAGUAAUAUUGGUGUAGUCCACAAAUCCAUUAUCACUCAUUACAAUACUUAAGACGAGUGUUUAAAUAUUUUUUAUUCAUGGUAACUUUAAUGGUAUUGGAAUGAUUGGUUAGGUACUGCUGUUUUUUUUUUUAAUAGACCAUUUGGUUGUCCUCUGUAUCGGUUGGCGGUUGAUGAUAAUAAAUCUGAAAACAUAUUUAAAAUCUUAAUUUUGUGUUUGUUCAAUCAGCUUUCCUUUUGUUUUUAUUCUUCAAAUAUCUGAUCUUUAAUCCUCCCAGAAGUUUGAUUUAAACAUUUAAAAUGUUUUAGAAAAUUCCACGUAAGUUAAAACAAAAUUGGCAAAUGUAUUAAAGAAAGUGAGGAAGUCAAUUCAAAGUAAUCAAGUAAAAUAUUUAAAAACGAGUUUAAAUACGUUUUCAAAUUUUUUAUCGUAUAGCUAGGUCGACUGCCGGUACAAUGGACAAUAAGUACAUAUUUCUAAUAAAAUAGGUAGUAAGUACAUUUUAGAUUUAUGUAGUAUAUAAAUUGCCUAUGAAUUGUUUAUCCCUUGCUUCUAACCUACCUUUCUUACCUAACCGAUGGUUUUUUUUAAUUAUUUUAUGUUAUGCUGAUUUCAGAAAAAACUGCAGUCGCCGUGUUAAUUAAAAACGAUAAUAUUUCAAAUCUAUGUCAUUUACAACGAAAAUAUGUGUAAUAAAAACGAGUAUAUACUUGGUAGAGUGUUUGGUAAAACAUUUACGCUGCGCACGGGAUGGUCUUUACCAAAUCCUGAAGAUAUGUUUACCGAACCUCCGUGGCAGUUGAACGAUUUGCAAAAUUUAAAAACGACGUUAAACCGUACUAAACAAAAAUUAAAUUUAUUUGAUUUGGACCAAUGGCACGCACACACGACCAAAAUGAAUCCCGCGGGCCUGGUCAUAAAUCACAUCAGAAAGCACGUACGUCCCGACUUUUUGACCCAGGCCUGGUGCAAAUUCUACGAGAUAGCAUAUAGUUCGCCGUUAUUUCCGCGGGACGCCGCCGUCAACAGUGAGGAAAACAGUCUGUUCACUGUACACCUAUGUGAGGCGCCCGGCGCUUUUGUGUCCGCCUUGAACCAUUACAUGGCGAUCAAUCACGAGGGGCUGCGGCUGAAAUGGCUGGCGAUGACGCUGAACCCGUACCACGAGGCCAACGGACAUCCCGACAUCGUCAGCGAUGACCGACUGAUACUGAACACGCUUGACAACUGGGAGUUCGGGCCGGACUACACAGGUGACAUUUUCCAACCGGGGUACGCCGAUCACCUGCACCGGACGGUCUUGCGCAGAUUCAGCGGCGAAGGCGUGGGCUUGGUGACGGCCGACGGCAGCAUUGACUGUUCGGAUAACCCCGGCGAACAGGAAAACAUUGUGAUGCGCCUGCACAAUUACGAGACUAUGGUGGCGUUGAACGUGCUCAGGAAGGGUGGGUCACUGGUGCAGAAAAUGUUCACCACAUUCGAGUGCGGUUCCGUUUGUAGGAUGUACUUGUUAUGUACCGUAUUCCAGUCGGUAAUAGUCAGGAAACCGGCGACCAGUAAACCCGGUAACUCGGAGGUGUACGUGGUAUGUACGGGCUACCUGGGCCGAGAGACGGCCUUGCCGUUUAUACGGAAGUUUUUCGCGGCAAACGCGUCGAUUUCGCCUGGUGUAAGUGAUACGAUGGCCAUGUUCCCGUUGUCCCAAAUUCCGAGUGAAUUCAGAACCGAAUUGCGCCGGUGUUCCGAGUACUAUUCGCGGUUGCAAAUCGAAACGAUCGAGAAUAAUAUCAAAGCGUUGUCGUGCAAAGAGGACAGCUAUCGUGAAAUAGAAACGCGCCAGUGGUCCGUGUGCAUCAAUUUCGUGGCCCGGUACGGUUUACGGCCGAUCCGGUACAACCAAGAGUUGAUGUCGAGCAGCUAUAAACCGCCGAAAGUUCGUGUCUAUAACUGCAAACGUCGGGGUUGGUCCUACGUAGAGAAGAUACGCAUGCAUCACUUGGCUCCCGAACAGGAGGCUGACAUGUUGUACCGGGAAGUGGUAGAUAGUGACGAAUGGAAAAUAAUGUACCGCGUCCGUGACGUCUGCUGGGGGUAUCGCACACAUAUUACCGUCAGGCUUUCGGACGUGGAGUAUCAUCUGGGCAAACCGGUGACCGUGAUUAAGGGGUCGAAGUUCUGCAAUGAGUCACUAAUACACUUCAGGCGGCGAGUGUUGUCAAAAUUCCCAUCGGUCCCGAGUACGACUAGUGCGGAAUCCCGAAGUCUUUAUUACCAUUCCAAGCUCGAUCUGCGGCCGGAAAACACAGCUGUUUGUGACCUGACUGAUAUAUGUGCCGAACACGGUACCAACAACACCGCCGUUCAGCAGUAUCAUUGUUUGGAAUCCAUGAUGGAUGCUUUAUGCUGUAAAAUUGCCGCCGCCUCUGUCGAUAGCUUGCUCCUCAUCGGGUAUCCGUUGUACACACAAAUGUCGGUGGCUUGUUUUUUCGCAGUGACCAGCAUGUUUGAUAGGUUCGGUCUGAUCAAACCCCACAGUCAGUAUGGUCACGCAAUUGUAUUUACCGGGUACAAGAGGCACGAUGGCUGGUUGAACGCAUUGGCUACCGUUAAAAACCUCUUGCCGCCCGAAGCCAACAACGGUUUGUCGUUGAUUUCGUGGGUACCGAUCAAGGUAUUACUAAAACAAAAGGUUUAUGCGGACCUAGUGACGGUCAAUAAUUUGUGUAUUGUUAACGAAAUCAAACCCGUUUUAUCGUCGUUUUUAGGAUAUAUUUCUUAGCAUCUACUGUAAUACAUUUUUUUUCUUUUGCUCAUCAAAUUAUAUCUUGGCUCGUAUAUUUGAAAGUUAUACUUGUCAUUCGAGAAAAGAAAUGUUCCACACUUUGAAAUUGCAUUGGGCCUGACACCACAUUGGAAGAAAAUAUUUUAUGUUAUUCCAUGUACAGUUUUAUAUAAUGUACUUAAAAUUCAACAAAUUUUCUUGUAAAUAAUUGUGUUAAUAUUGUUUUUGUGUUUAGAAAAAUUAGUUAUAAUUAAGAAAUGAGUGACCAACUCGAGAAUGCAGUCUGAUUGACCUUCAUACAUGUACCGAACCAUCAUUGUUGCCACAUGAACAGUAUAAUUGAAUUAUCAUCGUACUACCGAAAAACCGAAACAACCAAAUAGUCGGAAUAAUCGAAUAACUGAAUAACUUGGAAUGUUAUUUUCAAAUGGUGCAUAAUCUAAAGACUAAUAAUAAUAUAUUAGUGGACAACAAUAUUUACUAAUACCAGCUACUGAUCAUUGCAGCAUAUUGCAUUGUAACAAUGUUAUGGCGGUGAUUAAUACAGUUUUAUAUUUUUAAAAACCUUUUUCAUACGUGCAUUUAUGUAUUGUAUAUUAUAACAUAUUUUAAAUAUACUUAUAGAUUCUGAGCGGAGCGAGG
This is a messenger RNA of Cinara cedri, 7969 nucleotides long. NCBI's taxonomy places the organism in Eukaryota, Metazoa, Arthropoda, Insecta, Hemiptera, Aphididae. The record is from the annotation of a GenBank genome assembly.